Messenger RNA from Ustilaginoidea virens, 834 nucleotides. RefSeq lists its product as uncharacterized. The record is from RefSeq and is a predicted model, not a curated record. NCBI's taxonomy places the organism in Eukaryota, Fungi, Ascomycota, Sordariomycetes, Hypocreales, Clavicipitaceae. Bases 1 to 834 code for a protein of 277 amino acids. The transcript has 2 exons.
AUGGCCCGGUCGUUGGGGCUCCUCGCCUCCCUCGCCUCCCUCGCCGCCUUGGCAUCUGCCGAAACCACCGUCAAGCUGCUGGUCCUCGGCGACGAGUCCCCCUUUGUGGGCUCCGUCGUCAAGGCGGACCCCAGCGUCACCACGGUUCUCGUCAAGUGUCUGCACGAGACCUCCGACAGCUGCGGGCUGCCCCCUGGUGGUGCCACAAUCACCCAGGGCCUUUCUACCUGGCAUUGGGGCUACAGCUUCUCCAGCGGCGAUGUCACUCCCGUCACCCUGCAGGUCCAGGCUGAUUGCAAGCUUGAUCCGGACAAGGAGCUGGCCUCGUGCGCGGUGAUGCUCACCCAAUCCAGCGUGGAAUCCUCCGAGACGGUGGAAACGAGCUACUCUACCCUCAUGUAUCCCGUCACCAUUACCGCCGGGGCCGACAAACUCCCUGCGUCCCCUGCAGCCGUGGCGAGCGACACCAACUCGAUGGGCCCGACUGCCAGCGCCGGCUCCGGAAGCCAGCCAAGCAAGACCGCCGCGAGUGUCGGCACCGGCUCCGGAAGCCAGCCAAGCAAGACCGCCGCGAGUGUCGGCACCGGCUCCGAAAACCAGCCAAGCAAGACCGCCGCGGGCGUCGGCACCGGCUCCGAAAAUCAGCCAAGCAAGACCACGUCCGGAACUGCCAGUCAAGCGACUGCCUCUUCCGCCUCCGCCUCCGCCUCCGCCUCCGCCUCCACUUCCACUUCCACCUCCAGCAAGGGAACAAACGCUGCCGGGCCGGCAGUGACCCAAAAUGCUGUCUUGGCCGGCGUAGCUGCUGUGGUGGGAGGCGUCCUCGCGCUUUAG